GUUGCUUUUUGUAAGCGCUGAAUGAUGUGUAUUUCUUGUAGUGCAGGUUAAACAGCCCAGUAAUGCCGGCUGACGUAAGGUGAGGUGAUUUUGCAAACAUUCAGUGCAAAUAGUGCUUUAACUAUUCAUGUUACAAAGUGCCAUCAGAUAAAAAUGGAGCGUGAAACUGGAAAAAGCAGUCGCAGAUGGUAUUUAAAGGUGUUAUUUAUUGGGAUGUGCGUUGGAAUGAUAUGCUUUCUGGUUUUACGGUCUCAAAUGGGUAAUGAAAUGAAGAAACAAUCUCCACAUAGCCUUUUGCUUCAACACUUUGCAAAACUUCAUAACUCCAGCUUCCCUGCUGCUGAUAUCUCAGAAAUCAGUUCAAAAGAGUCACUAACAAACGCAUUUUAUUCUGAAUUUGGAAUCAGUUCAGAAAGUUACUCCAGUUUACAGCGGGCUCUCUACUGGGCUGGACCAGACAGAUCAAUUACAAGUGUGUCCAUGAGUACAAGUCCAGCUCACUCCACAUUCAUCAUUCAGAACCUGAAAGACAGCUACCAAAUAGGCGAAGAGCUUAAUGUUACUAUACAUACGAGAGAUUUUCAAAAUAAAGCCAAACCUUACGGAGGAGACUUCUUUCAAGCCAAGCUGUUUUCAUCCAAAAAGGACAGUGUGUUUGGGGAGGUGGUGGACUUGCUCAACGGCUCCUACUCUGUGCGAUUUCUUCUGCCGUGGGUGGGACAGGCAAAGGUGGCUGUGCGUCUGAUCCACUCCAGUGAAGCUGUGCAGGUCCUCAAGCAUCACAGGGACACCGAUUCUGACAGAGUUUUCUUUAAUGGAUAUUUUGAAGGACCAGGAUUGAAUGGUACCAGACUGAAAGAGAUUGUGAAGUGUAAUGUGAAGUGGGACAAGAAUGGACUGGAGACGAUGGCAACAGAAGAUUGCUGCUGUGAAUACAAAGAUUCUCGCACCGGAGAAGAAUGGCGCUGCCAGAAACCCAAAACUCUGCCAUGCAGCGCCCGCGUGUAUCACUCCAUGGGAGGGUAUAUUAAUCGUGUGACUGCAAAAGAAGCAAGGUUUAUGAAGCAAACCAACAAAGGUAUCAAUGGGCAAAAAAGCAUCAUCAACAUUCUUCCCGCUGAUGAAAGUGAAGGAAUUGAUGUAAGAGAGAAAUGUCGUCCUGGUUUGCACUCGCCAGUUCCCGCUGGCUUUUACCUGAAUGAUGUGUGGACGUCCUUUGUGUGUAAAACUCGCCAUUUUACUACCCAAACAACUACACAAUGCCUUAAAGACAAACACAUCUACACGAUGGGCGAUUCUACCUUGAGACAGUGGUUUGAGUUCUUCCUGAAAGCUGUACCAAGUUUGAAGCAGAUGAAUCUGCAUGUUCAGUAUCAGGCAGGACCUCUUCUAGCAGUGGAUGUGGAGAACAACAUAGACUUCCACUGGAGAGCUCACAACGCUCCUCUGCGCUGUAGGAAAACUAAAGUUGCCGAUCUGCACUACAUCAGUAAUGAGAUUGAAGAUCUGGCUGGAGGACCUAACACUGUUAUCGUCUUUAAUCUGGGACCACACUUCACCACAUACCCUCUGGAUUUCUUCAACCGCAGAGUGUUGAGGAUCCGCAAAGCUGUUGUAGAUUUAUUACAGCGAGCACCAGAAACUACUGUGAUCAUCAAAACGGUCAACACUGGCUAUAAGGAUGUGUUUGGCAGUGACUGGUAUUCUCUUCAGUUGGACAGAAUUCUGCGGUGGGCUUUUCAGGAUGUUGGUGUUUAUAUUUUGGAUGUAUGGCAAAUGACAGCCUGUCACUACAGCAAAGAGAACAUUCAUCCAGGGACUGUCAUCAUCAAAAAUGAGAUGGACAUUUUUCUUUCCUUUAUUUGCCCUGAAUGAAAUUCUCAACGUGAAGCUAAAACCUGAUGAUACACCAUUAGUUCUUGAAAUAACUAUAAGUUCUUGAAAUAUCACAACAUGCUUAAGCAGUCAUGUCAGAAAAAUAAGUAAUUUGUCCCAAUGUGAUGUGAGGUUGGGUCCUUACCAGUGCCUGGCCAUGUGUCCUGAGUUGGACAUUACGUUCGCUGCACCUUAGUGGUGUAACAGGUAUACAUUGUACGCAACACAUAAGGUGCAUUUUACAUUUUAUGUCUAUGUUAUAUAUAAAUGAGUAAUA
Molecule: messenger RNA, 2152 nt
Organism: Triplophysa rosa
Lineage: Eukaryota; Metazoa; Chordata; Actinopteri; Cypriniformes; Nemacheilidae
Product: NXPE family member 3-like
Exons: 8
Coding region: 154-1875 (573 amino acids)
Source: RefSeq, a predicted model, not a curated record